AUGGUCAUUGUCAGAGUCUUAGUGCUGCAUGGUGAGCGUGUGUGUUCGUCUCCUCCUAUCUCAUCAUGUUCAGAGUGCCUCCAACGCGGACCACGGUGUGCCUGGUGCUUUCAGGAGCGUUUCCUGGAUGGAGCUGAGGUGGGAGAGCGCUGUGACCUGGCAGUGACCCUGGCCAGGAGGGGGUGUGGCCUAGAAUUCAUAGAGCAUCCAGAGAUCAUGGUGGAGGUCAACCCUACGACCAGCAGAACCCAGGUUUCACCUGGAGAGAUCACACUCACACUCCGACCAGGUGCUGAGGCCAGUGUGGUAGUAGCAGUACAACAGUUAGAGAGGUAUCCUGUUGAUCUGUACUCCCUGGUGGACGUAUCAGCAUCCAUGCAGGACAACCUGGACCAGCUGAAGAAGGUGGGCGUGGCCUUGUCCACCCGUAUGAGAGAACAUUCCAGUGAUCUGCGCCUGGGGUUCGGCUCCUUUGUCGACAAAAAUGUCUCACCCUACAUCAACGUACACCCCUCCAAGUUAAAUAACCCCUGCAGUGACUACGAGGUGAAGUGUCUUCCAGCUCAUGGCUUCCACCAUGUUCUUAGUAUGACGUCCAACAUGUCAGAAUUUACACGCAUCAUCAAGAGACAGAGGAUAUCAGGCAACAUGGACACACCUGAGGGAGGGCUGGAUGCUAUGCUGCAAGCUACUGUAUGCCAGGGAGAGGUGGGUUGGCGUGGGGAGGCCAAGCGUCUAUUGUUGUUGAUGACAGACCAGCCUUCUCACCUGGCGUUGGACAGCAGACUGGCUGGUAUAGUCACACCCCAUGAUGGACUCUGUCAUCUGGAGAACAGUGUUUAUAUGAAGAGUUCUACCAUGGACCAUCCCAGUUUAGGCCUGCUGGCCGAGAAGCUUCUAGAGAACCACAUCUAUUCUCUCUUUGCCGUGGAACAACUACAAUAUCAGUGGUAUGAGGAGCUGGUCACGUUGCUACCGGGCUCCAGUGUUCUGUUCCAGGCUCCCAACCUCAUAGACCUGGUAGUGGAUGCAUACAAGGUCUACUUCAACAUCACCAUCGGCCUGCUGUCCUGUCCUGACGAUGAUGAUGAAGAUGACGUGGUCCAGGUAUUUGUCAGGCCCGUGGGUUACAAUGAGUCAGUCGUCAUCGAGGUUCGAUCACGAUGUCGCUGUCACCGUUGCCACGACGACGCAACCCACCAGUCGUCUUGUGGAGAGGACACCCCAGACACAGAUGAUAAUAAUCAAGAAUGUAUCUGUGUUGACAGUGUGGACAGUGUGUCUGUGUGGACAGUGUAUCUGUGUGGACAGUGUAUCUGUGUUGACAGUGUGGACAUGUGUCUGUGUGGACAGUGUAUCUGUGUUGACAGUGUGGACAGUGUGACAGUGUAUCUGUGUGGACAGUGCAUCUGUGUUGACAGUGUGGACAGUGUCUCUGUGUGGACAGUGUCUCUGUGUGGACAGUGUGGACAGUGUAUCUGUGUGGACAGUGUAUCUGUGUGGACAGUGUGGACAGUGUGGACAGUGUGUCUGUGUGGACAGUGUGUCUGUGUGGACAGUGUGAGUGUGUAUCCAGAGGGCGGUACAUGA
Molecule: messenger RNA, 1590 nt
Organism: Oncorhynchus keta (chum salmon)
Lineage: Eukaryota; Metazoa; Chordata; Actinopteri; Salmoniformes; Salmonidae
Product: integrin beta-8-like
Exons: 13
Coding region: 1-1590 (529 amino acids)
Biological process (GO): cell adhesion mediated by integrin; integrin-mediated signaling pathway; cell migration
Cellular component (GO): cell surface; focal adhesion; integrin complex
Molecular function (GO): integrin binding
Source: RefSeq, a predicted model, not a curated record